This is a messenger RNA of Trichechus manatus latirostris (Florida manatee), 1451 nucleotides long. RefSeq names its product glycolipid transfer protein (gene GLTP). Gene Ontology annotation, biological process: intermembrane lipid transfer; ER to Golgi ceramide transport. The coding region runs from base 133 to 762 and encodes 209 amino acids. NCBI's taxonomy places the organism in Eukaryota, Metazoa, Chordata, Mammalia, Sirenia, Trichechidae. Gene Ontology annotation, molecular function: lipid transfer activity. Gene Ontology annotation, cellular component: cytoplasm. The record is from RefSeq and is a predicted model, not a curated record. The transcript is spliced from 5 exons.
GCGGCGACGCUGGCGUCCCCGGAGCCUGCGGAGGACGGCGGCGACGGCCCCGACGCUGACGGCGGCUGUCGGGGGGGCGGCGAGGACGCCCGCGGCGCCGGCUGGGGCAUCACCGCGGGCCUCGACCCCGAAAUGGCGCUGCUGGCCGAGCACCUCCUGAAGCCGCCGCCCGCAGACAAGCAGAUCGAGACGGGGCCCUUCCUCGAGGCCGUGUCCCACCUUCCGCCCUUCUUCGAUUGCCUCGGGUCCCCAGUAUUUACUCCCAUCAAGGCGGACAUCAGUGGCAACAUCACGAAAAUCAAGGCCGUGUACGAUACCAACCCCACCAAGUUCCGGACCCUGCAGAACAUCCUGGAGGUGGAGAAAGAGAUGUAUGGAGCACAGUGGCCCAAAGUGGGGGCCACGCUGGCGCUGAUGUGGCUGAAAAGGGGCCUCCGCUUCAUCCAGGUCUUUCUCCAGAGCAUCUGCGACGGGGAGCAGGACGAGAACCACCCCAACCUCAUCCGCGUCAACGCCACCAAGGCCUACGAGAUGGCUCUCAAGAAGUACCAUGGCUGGAUCGUGCAGAAGAUCUUCCAGGCAGCGCUGUACGCAGCCCCCUAUAAGUCCGACUUCCUGAAGGCACUCUCCAAGGGGCAGAACGUGACAGAGGAGGAGUGUCUGGAGAAGAUCCGCCUCUUCCUGGUCAACUACACGGCCACCAUUGACAUCAUCUAUGAAAUGUACACCAAGAUGAACGCUGAGCUCAACUACAAGGUGUAGACGUGCCCGGCGGUGGCACUUCCGGGGCCUGUGGCCUCCCACCAUGGCCACGCGCAGACACAGGCAAAUCCAAAUCACUGUGAAUCCAGCCAGCGGGCUGCCCCAGGCCCACGUUCCCCAAAAGCGGCCCAGAGUCCAGCCGGGGACUGCAGGGGACGGCCCUGGCUUUUGAAAAGUCAUGUUUUGUCUAUUCUACUGGAGCAAUAAAUAACGACCCCACUUCUGAAUCACCUUUGAAUUUCACAGCAGCACAGACUGACUUUAUGCCUUCAUUUCAGUGUGGUAAAAACCAAUUAAUGUUUCUAAUAAAUCAAGUCCUAGGGUUUUUUGUUCCCCCCGCCCCCCAUGCAGAGCACGACUCUGGGGGAAGGGGGUAAUACACCUCACGUUCAAAAUAAGCACGUUUCCUUAUGAGGAUCGAGCUGAAUGAUGUUUGGGGUAUUUUAAGGACUAUGAUGAGUUUGAUUUGAAAUUAUGCAGGGCUCUUCAGUUGGAAUUUAAAAACGAAAAAGCAAACUGGUGUGUGUUCUCAUGUGGUUUGCACCACCCAGCCUUCUGGCACUGUUAUUAUAGAUCCUAGUCUUUCUGACUGUCUUUUGCCAGACAGAAUUUUUUAUAGCUGAAACAAGCCAGCAAGCCUUUGAUGAACCCAGGGGCGUUUAUUUUAAAGCGAUUGGGCACAAAUAAUC